Dovyalis caffra is the source of this 2316-nucleotide messenger RNA. Lineage: Eukaryota; Viridiplantae; Streptophyta; Magnoliopsida; Malpighiales; Salicaceae. The record is from the annotation of a GenBank genome assembly.
AUGGUCGUGAGUCAUGAGAUUCCCACUGUUUUCGGUGGUGAUGGCAAAGGAGAAUCUUCUUUCAAGUGGGUGGUACAAUUGUACAAACCUUACACUUCAGUAAGGGAAGGAGUGGAUACAGCUGUGGUGGUGGAGGAGGAGGAGCCUAAAUUGAGAAAAUUUCAGGUGUUUGAAGGCCAUCCUGCACCAUUUGGGGCUACAGUUCGUGAUGGUGGUGUCAAUUUUGCAAUAUUUUCUGCGAAUGCAGUUUCUGCUACUCUUUGCUUGAUUUCUCUUUCUGAUUUGCUUGAGAAUAGGGUGACUGAGCAAAUUUUUCUUAAUCCGUUGACCAACAAGACUGGGGAUGUUUGGCAUGUGCUUUUGAAAGGAGAUUUUAAAGACGUGCUUUAUGGGUACAAGUUUGAUGGGAACUUUUCUCCUGAAGAAGGACUUUACUACGGUCCUUCUCAGAUCGUAUUGGACCCUUAUGCAAAAGCAGUUAUAAGCAGAGGGGAGUUUGGCGUUUUGGGGCCUGAUGAUAAUCGCUGGCCUCAAAUGGCUUGCAUGAUACCUACUACAGACGAUAAGUUCGAUUGGGAGGGAGAUUCACCAUUGAAGUAUCCACAGAGAGAUCUAAUAAUAUAUGAAAUGCAUGUUCGAGGGUUUACACAGCAUGAAUCAAGUAGGACCGAAUUCCCUGGUACAUACCUUGGUGUUGUGGAGAGGCUCGAUCAUUUGAAGGAACUUGGUGUCAACUGCAUAGAGUUAAUGCCAUGCCAUGAAUUCAAUGAGCUUGAGUACUACAGUUACAAUUCUGUUUUGGGUGACUACAAAUACUCAUCUGCUGGCACACGGAACUGUGGCCGUGAUGCAAUUAAUGAGUUCAAACUUCUUGUUAAAGAAGCACAUAAACGAGGAAUUGAGGUGUUCAUGGAUGUUGUUUUCAAUCACACAGCGGAAGGAAAUGAGAAAGGCCCCAUUCUAUCUUUCAGAGGAGUUGAUAACAGUGUCUAUUACAUGCUUGCUCCUAAGCCUGGGAGCAUGGAUAAGGAAUUUCCUAAAAUCCAAAGCUUUAUACUUAUAUCAGUUGAUAAUGCUGUGGAUUUAGUUAAUGCAUUUAAAUGCUGGUUGUUAACAACGUGUCUCACUAAUUCAUUUUUGUCUCGCAGAUAUUGGGUGACAGAGAUGCAUGUAGAUGGCUUCCGCUUUGACCUUGCUUCUAUUAUGACUAGAAGUAGUAGUCUCUGGGAUGCAGUUAAUGUAUAUGGGAGUCCCAUAGAUGGUGACUGGCUGACAACUGGCACUCCUCUCAGCAGCCCUCCAUUAAUUGACAUGAUGAGUAAUGAUCCAAUACUCUGUGACGUUAAGCUUAUAGCUGAAGCAUGGGAUACAGGAGGAUUGUAUCAAGUUGGCAAGUUUCCCCAUUGGCGUAUUUGGUCAGAAUGGAAUGGGAAGUAUCGAGACAUUGUGCGGCAGUUCAUUAAGGGUACGGAUGGUUUUUCUGGGGCUUUUGCUAAAUGCCUCUGUGGGAGCCCGAACUUAUACCAGGAAGGAGGAAGGAAACCAUGGAACAGCAUCAACUUUGUAUGUGCGCAUGAUGGUUUUACUUUGGCUGAUUUAGUGACAUAUAACGAGAAGCAUAACUUGGCAAAUGGCGAAGACAACAAUGAUGGAGAAAAUCAUAACAACAGCUGGAACUGUGGGCAGGAGGGUGAAUCUACCAGCAUUUCAGUGAAGAAAUUGCGAAAACGACAAAUGCGAAAUUUCUUCUUGUGUCUCAUGGUUUCACAAGGUGUUCCAAUGAUAUACACGGGUGAUGAAUAUGGUCACACAAAAGGGGGAAACAACAAUACAUAUUGCCAUGAUAACUCUAUCAACUACUUCCGGUGGGAUAAGAAGGAAGAAUCCUCAUCAGACUUCUUUAGAUUUUGCCGGCUCAUGACCAAGUUCCGCCAUGAAUGUGAGUCCCUUGGCUUGAAUGACUUCCCAACAGCAGAGAGGCUGCAAUGGCAUGGUCAUGAUCCUGGAACACCAGAUUGGUCGGUAAAAAGCCGUUUUGUGGCCUUUACACUGACUGACUCGGUGAAGGGCGAGAUCUACAUCGCCUUCAGUACUAGCCAUUUGCCAGUUACCGUCACACUGCCAGAGCGGCCGGGAUACAGAUGGGAGCCCCUGGUAGACACUGGCAAGCCUGCACCGUUUGAUUUCCUCUCUAGUGACAUCCCUGAAAGAGACAUGGCAAUUAAGCAGUAUUCUCACUUCCUAGAGGCCAAUUUGUACCCUAUGCUCAGUUAUUCUGCCAUCAUCCUCUUGCUCUCUCCCGACGGCAAUGCUUAG